AUCAACAAGAUAGAAUUAACGAUGAGUUGUUCUAGACAAAUAGAGCCUACAUGGCGUGAUCCAAAAUUACGUGGUCCUCUUUAUCCCUUUUACCAGAAACCACAUAUGGAAGGAGAAGAGUGUGACUUGAUGGAGAAACUUGACGAGGAUGCUACCGAUUUAAUAGAUAGCAUCCGCUAUAAACGCGAAGGGAAAGCAUUCAGGACAUUGGAAUCAUUACAGUCUUACACCAAAGUAAAUGACCUCUUUGGCAUCUUGGUCGACUACCGUAUGAUGAUGGACUACGUCGAUAGAGACUAUCGAGACGAGGUGCCUAUACCCGAUACAUUGGAGCAAACCAAAACCAAAUGGGUAAAAGACACAAAAGAAUUGCAAAAGGAGCUCGAGGUGGAUAAAAACGGUAUCCAACUUUCAGUGUCUAAGUAUCAGUUGGAUAUACAGAAAGGAGAUACAGUGGAAAAUAACAAGAAGGCCUUGUUAGAAAGAAAAAAAGUAGAAGAAGAAGAGUUUUACAUUCACAAAAACGACAUCAUAGAAGGCUUGAAAGCAGUGGUGAAACCGUUGGACGAACAAAGGGUAUUGAUGAAAGAAUUUAUUUCAGAUUCUUUCAAGGAAGCAUAUGGGCCUGUGAUCGAUUUGGUCCAUUCUACCCUUUACCAUCGUUUAGUGGUUUGGCUUGAAGAUUUGUAUGUCCCACCCUAUGAAAUAGAUGAUAAGUAGGAAAAAACAUGUAAGAAAACAUUUUUAGAUAAAUAAA
Messenger RNA from Exaiptasia diaphana, 757 nucleotides. RefSeq lists its product as uncharacterized. The record is from RefSeq and is a predicted model, not a curated record. Lineage: Eukaryota; Metazoa; Cnidaria; Anthozoa; Actiniaria; Aiptasiidae. The transcript has 2 exons. Bases 22 to 720 code for a protein of 232 amino acids.